CGCCCCAUCCAAGGCUUCCUGCGCCCAGAGCCCUCUGCCUCGGGACCCCUGCCCCCCACUGGGUGGGUUGUGCGGGUGAGGUAGACUCCAGCUGACGGGCUCCGUCGCGUGUGGGGAAACACAGUGGCCGUUCUCUGUGGCAAAAGCCGGACUUAGUACUGGAGGAGUGGGAUACAGAGCGAAGGAAGGGAAACGCAAAUGAACUGAUUGAACUCUCCUAUCAUGAAAGCCAUGGAGGACCAAGUUGUUCAGGAAGAACAAGGAUACCAGGAUGAUGAGGAAUCAUUGUUUCAAGACAUUGACCUGUUACAAAAGCAUGGUAUUAAUGUGGCCGAUAUCAAGAAAAUGAAGUCAGCGGGAAUCUGCACAGUCAAGGGGAUCCAGAUGACCACCAGAAGGGCCCUGUGCAACAUCAAAGGCCUCUCCGAAGCCAAAGUAGACAAGAUUAAGGAGGCGGCCAACAAGCUCAUCGAGCCGGGGUUCCUGACUGCAUUUGAGUACAGCGAGAAGCGAAAGAUGGUGUUCCACGUCACCACGGGAAGCCAGGAAUUUGAUAAGCUCUUGGGUGGUGGAAUUGAAAGCAUGGCAAUUACAGAAGCUUUUGGGGAAUUUCGAACAGGAAAAACCCAGCUUUCUCACACUCUCUGUGUGACAGCUCAGUUGCCAGGAACUGGAGGCUACACAGGAGGAAAGGUUAUCUUCAUCGACACGGAAAAUACUUUCCGCCCAGACCGUCUUCGAGACAUCGCUGACCGCUAUAAUGUGGACCACGAUGCUGUCCUGGACAACGUACUCUAUGCCCGAGCUUAUACCAGUGAGCAUCAGAUGGAGCUGCUGGAUUACGUGGCUGCCAAGUUCCAUGAGGAGGGCGGCAUCUUCAAGCUUCUGAUCAUUGAUUCCAUCAUGGCGCUCUUCCGUGUGGAUUUCAGCGGCCGAGGCGAGUUAGCGGAACGGCAGCAGAAAUUGGCCCAGAUGUUGUCUCGACUGCAGAAAAUAUCAGAAGAAUACAACGUGGCCGUUUUUGUGACCAAUCAGAUGACGGCUGAUCCAGGAGCAACUCUGACUUUUCAGGCAGACCCUAAAAAGCCCAUCGGGGGUCACAUCCUGGCCCAUGCUUCAACAACAAGGAUCUGCUUGCGCAAGGGAAGAGGAGAGCUUCGAAUCGCCAAAAUUUAUGACAGCCCCGAGAUGCCUGAAAAUGAAGCCACCUUCGCAAUAACAGCUGGAGGAAUUGGGGAUGCCAAGGAGUAGGUGGAGAGCUGGUGCGCCUCGGGGGGGGGGGCAGAACUGGCUCCCUCAGACCUGAAGAAAGGGAAGAAAACCACAGAUUCAGCGCAUGAAGACAGGCUGUGUUUUUUCACAUGAUUCAGAGUGUUGACUAAUGCGAAGUGGGUAAAAGAGAUAAAAAUUGUUCCUUGCCUUUUAA
Sarcophilus harrisii (Tasmanian devil) is the source of this 1426-nucleotide messenger RNA. RefSeq names its product DNA meiotic recombinase 1 (gene DMC1). Gene Ontology annotation, molecular function: ATP hydrolysis activity; double-stranded DNA binding; ATP-dependent DNA damage sensor activity. Gene Ontology annotation, cellular component: condensed nuclear chromosome; nucleus. The transcript has 14 exons. The record is from RefSeq and is a predicted model, not a curated record. Gene Ontology annotation, biological process: DNA recombinase assembly; chromosome organization involved in meiotic cell cycle; DNA repair. The coding region runs from base 223 to 1251 and encodes 342 amino acids. NCBI's taxonomy places the organism in Eukaryota, Metazoa, Chordata, Mammalia, Dasyuromorphia, Dasyuridae.